AUGAAAAUUAUUUUUUUUUGUUUUAAUAUUUUAUUGGCAAUUUUUAUAUCUUCUAUAAAUUGCCUUGUAUACAUUGAUGUAAUUAAAUUUGGAGAAGAAAAUUCUUUGAAUUGCUCAGUUGGGCAUUUGUACAUCUUACACUGUGAAGUACAAUGCAUGAAUGAACAAAGUCAAGUUAUACAUAAAAAUUGCUUAGAGGAGAUAGAAAAAAAAUGUUCUGGUAGCAAAUGCUUAUAUUAUUUUGAUUAUAAAAAUAAAAAAAAAAAUUCUCUGUCUUUGAGAAAUAAAAAUAGUAUAGAAAUUGAUGAAUGCGUAGAUUCCAAUAUAAACGAAGUGAAAACGUCAACUACGUGCUUAAUAGGUACUUCAUUUUUAUUAGAGGAACUUUAUGUUCAAUAUUCUUUUUUUAUAAAAAAUAAAAAUAAUGAUCCAGUUGUAUGUAAAAACGGUAUCAUAAAUGUAAAAAGUGCUACUCUACAUUCCCCUUUUUGUGAAAUAAAACUAAAAGAUAUUUCUAGCCAUAUACGAAAAAAAUGUGAUGGCAAAAAAGAAUGUAUUAUAAACCCAUUUGAAUUACCAGAAUCGGUACAAAGUGAAGAUAACUCUUGUUAUAUCAACAAUUCUUACGUUUCAUUGAGUGUAGUAUGCAACAGAGAAAUAGAAGAUGGAAAUGAAAGAGAAGAAGAAGAAGUGGAAGUAGAAGGAGAAGAAGAAGAAGUGGAAGUAGAAGGAGAAGAAGAAGAAGGAGAAGGAAAAGGAGAAGAAAGAGAAGAAGGAGAAGGAGAAGGAGAAGAUGAAAAAGAGAAAGAAAAAGAAAAAGAGAAUGAAGAUGAUUCAAAUGAAGUUGAACAGAAAAAUAAAAAUGAAGACGAAAGUGAAUGUGAAGAUGAAAAUGAGAAAGCUAAUAAAGAAUUUUUAUUAUAUUUAAAUAACAAAAAAGUAAUGAAAGCAUAUUUUAAUAUUAAAUGUAAUUUGGUGAAGAAAAAAAACAAUUUAUCAAUUAAAAUAAAGAAGGAAUUCUCAAAAAAGAAUAUUAUUUUUAAAAAACUAGCAGAUGCUAUUUAUGGUAUUAUCGAUAAAAAAUAUGAAUCUUCUGAUAUUCAAGAUUUAUUGGAAGAUAAAUACAACGAAAAUAAAAGAAGUGCAAAUCACUCACUUUAUUUUGAUUUCCUUGUUGAUACUCUUAAAAUAAAAGACUCCAAUAGUUCUAAUUUAAAUACUAUAAAACUGAAGCUUUUAUACCACUUGAAAUUAAAUUUGCGUAAACUAGAAAAAGUAGAAAGCAAAAUUAAUGAACUAAGGAAAAAGUACAUUUAUGUAUGUAAUGAAGCAGAAUCGUAUGCACUAAAAAUAGUUGAUGAAGAUUCAGAUGAUAUAUUAAAUUAUGGAGUUUUUCCUCAUAAUAAUGGUAUGAUUUCUUCUGAAAUUUUCUUUAAAUAUACUCCUGAUUUCAGUUCAUUGAAUUUUGAAGAAAUGGAUGAAAAAAAAAAAUUAAGUGAAGAAGAAUUGAGAGAGUUAAAAGAGUUAGAAAAAUUAGAAAUAGAAGAAAAAAAAAUUAAAAUAAAGGAAUUAAGAAAUAAAAUAUUACAAAGGUUAAAAGCAUUAUACAUAGGAAAAAAUGAAACUUUUGAUACUCAAGCAAGAUGUAUUAAAGCAUAUUGCUAUAAAAAUCAAUUAAAUCUUAAAAAUUUGAAAGUUAUCUUAAAAGAUAAUUAUUAUUCUUCAAAAAAAAAUAUGGGUAAUGUACUUGUAAAUAUUGUUCACCAUUUGAAUACAGUUGGAGAUAAUAAAAAUGCAUGGAGUAGUAUGAGAAUAAUAAAUAAGCUUAAGGUAUUGUUAUAUCAAGGUUAUAAACUAGUAAAGGAAAAAGAAAUAGAAAUUAAUAAAGAAAAAGAAAAGUAUGCCAUACUAUAUGAUAUAGCACGAAGUAAUAAUUUAGAUGGCAUUUUUAUUGAAAAAGAAAAAAUAAUUAAUAAAAAUCUUGAUUUGAUUACACCAGAAGAUAAACAAGAUGAUGAAGUUUUUGGAAGCCAAUCAAGUACUUUUGAAUUCUUAAAUAAAAUAGAUGAAUCCUCUGAAGAAAAAGAAGCAAAGGAGGAUGGAAAUGACUCAAUAAAAGACAAAGAAAAAGAUGAAACAGAUGGAGAAGAUAAAGAAAAUGAAACCGAUGAAAAAGGUAAUGAAGAAAUGAUUGAAGAUGAAAAAGAAGAUAAGGAAGAAAUUAUUGAAGAUGGAAAAGAAGAUAAGGAAGAAAUUAUUGAAGAUGGAAAAGAAGAUAUUGAAGAAAGUGAAACAGAUGAAGAUAAUGAAGAAAUAAUUGAAGACGAAAAAGAAGAUAUUGAAGAAAGUGAAACCGAUGAAAAAGAUAAUGAAGAAUUUAUUGAAGACGAAAAAGAAGAUAUUGAAGAAAGUAAAACAGAUGAAGAUAAUGAAGAAAUAAUUGAAGACGAAAAAGAAGAUAAUGAAGAAAUUAUUGAAGAUGAAAAAGAAGAUAAUGAAGAAAUGAGUGAAGAAGAAAAAGAAGAUAAUGAAGAAAUGGCUGAAGAUGAAAUAGAAGAUAUUGAAGAAAGUGAAACAGAUGAAGAAAAUAAUGAAGAAAUUAUUGAAGAUGAAAAGGAAGAUAAGAAAGAAAAUGAAACCGAUGAAAAAGAUAAUGAAGAAUUUAUUGAAGAUGAAAAAGAAGAUAUUGAAGAAAGUAAAACCGAUGAAAAAGAUAAUGAAGAAAUUAUUGAAGAUGAAAAAAAAGAUAAGAAAGAAAAUGAAAUCGAUGAAAAAGGUAAUGAAGAAAUGAUUGAAGAUGAAAAAGAAAAGAAAGAAAAUGAAACCGGUGAAAAAGAUAAUGAAGAAAUGAUUGAAGAUGAAAAAGAAGAUUAG
Molecule: messenger RNA, 2874 nt
Organism: Plasmodium relictum
Lineage: Eukaryota; Apicomplexa; Aconoidasida; Haemosporida; Plasmodiidae
Gene: P113
Product: surface protein P113, putative
Exons: 2
Coding region: 1-2874 (957 amino acids)
Source: RefSeq, a predicted model, not a curated record